AUGUCGUUCCUCAAUGAUCUGCCCAGUUGGAAUCCGGAGAACUUCUCCAAACUAAGUGGUCAGAAGGCGAACAGUGUUUCCAAAGUCGUGCAUGAUGUUCCUGUCAGACAAAAUGAAGUUUCCAUUUCGAACGAGAAAAAAAGUUUCAUUUUACGCUACUUAGAGAAGCAUUUCGUAACGGAUGUGAAUUUGGAAGAGAAGAAAUCUAGAAAACGCUCAGACGAUUGCUCUGACGAUCCAUCAGAGAAGAAAGUUAGGAAGCGUUAG
Molecule: messenger RNA, 267 nt
Organism: Auanema sp. JU1783
Lineage: Eukaryota; Metazoa; Nematoda; Chromadorea; Rhabditida; Rhabditidae
Source: the annotation of a GenBank genome assembly